AUGAGUUCCUAUUUUGUCAACUCCUCUUUCCCGGUGACGCUACCGGGAACGGGUGGAGGAGGACAGGCAACGGCGGAAUCGUUCCUGGGUCAGAUCCCGCUCUAUUCUACGGGAUACGCUGCCGACCACCCGCUCAGACACUACCCGGGGGCAGCAGCUGUUACCGCUGCAGCAGCCGUGGCGUACGGUGCGAGCGGCGGCGUGCACCAGGAUAAACCGUACACUGCGUCCGCCUACUAUCAGCAGGCGGCCAACGGAGCGUACGGCGGGCACCGGGCGUCGGCAGCAGCAGCAGCAGCGGCGGGGGUCGGUGUAGGGGGCGCGACCGGAGCCGGUGCCUGCGAUUAUGCCACAGCGGCGGCUGCAGCUGCGGCUGCGGCUGCUGCCACGAGCUUCUACCGGGACAAGGAUCACCCGUGUAGUCUGGAGGAACACCAUCUCGCCCUCAGUCAGGACGGCGUGCACCGUAAAGCGGAGUGCGCGGGGCUGAGUGGGAAGGGGCUGUUCGGUGAAACGAUGGACGACAAGUCAUCAGCGCCCAUUUAUCCGUGGAUGCAGCGGAUGAACGCGUGCAACGGGACCUUCGGAAGCCCCGGGAGGCGCGGCCGCCAGACGUACACGCGCUACCAAACGCUCGAGCUGGAGAAGGAGUUCCACUUCAACCGGUACCUCACGCGGCGGCGGCGGAUCGAGAUCGCGCACGCGCUCUGCCUAACGGAAAGGCAGAUUAAGAUCUGGUUCCAGAACCGGAGGAUGAAAUGGAAGAAGGAAAACAAGCUCAUCAAUUCGUCUUCUUCCUCUUCUUCUUCUUCCUCUACGGUGAACGGGGGAGAGGAAGAGGAGAAACGGACGGAGUGAUAGAUGAGCCAAAAAAAGGAAGAA
Messenger RNA from Scomber japonicus (chub mackerel), 882 nucleotides. It is a transcript of the gene hoxb6a, whose product is annotated as homeobox B6a. Gene Ontology annotation, molecular function: DNA-binding transcription factor activity, RNA polymerase II-specific; RNA polymerase II cis-regulatory region sequence-specific DNA binding. Lineage: Eukaryota; Metazoa; Chordata; Actinopteri; Scombriformes; Scombridae. The transcript is spliced from 2 exons. The record is from RefSeq and is a predicted model, not a curated record. Gene Ontology annotation, cellular component: nucleus. Gene Ontology annotation, biological process: anterior/posterior pattern specification; regulation of transcription by RNA polymerase II. The coding region runs from base 1 to 858 and encodes 285 amino acids.